CCGUAGUAGUAGUAGAAGACGGAAGUUGUGUCGCAGUGUUUACAUUGUUCAGUCAGUCGCUAAUAAACAGGAGCGAAGAAAGCAGAGUUAGUGGCAUUUCUUUUUUAAAAUCACACAUUUCCCUGCACAGUUUGGGGAGCAGUCGUCGUAUUUCAAUGGGUGCUCACGGGGUUUUGGGGAACGAGCCCGAGUCCAUCGACUACUCGGUGCACGAAGCCUGGAAUGAGGCCACUAAUGUGUAUCUGCUGGUGAUCCUGGUCAGCUUCGGCCUGCUGAUGUACGCCAGAAAAAACAAGAGGAAGAUCAUGCGCAUCUUCACUCUGCCUCCCGCCGCCGGCAGCAGCCCGGAGCCCAACUUCUACGACAGCCUGCAGAAGGUCCGCCUGAGACAGCAGCUGGAGAUGUACUCUCUGGCCAGAAAGUUUGAGCAGCAGCAGGGCCAGACGGACAGUGUGCAGCUGUCCAUGGAAUGAGAGCCGGAGGGGAACUCGAACCUUUCUGUCAGAGCAAACACUCCUGCGUCCUCAAGCACUCUGCACACACGGAUAGGAAAGGACUCGGAUGGCUGUCGUGAUCAGAGAUCGUUCAGAGGCCUGCUAACUCCUAUCCUGGUUGUUUCUGUUUGGCUCCUCCGAUGAGGAGCCUCUUCAUUCACCUUCUGUUGUCUCUUCUUCGUCUGUUAUGCUUGGAGUAGGUGUCGCCGGAUGGAGGGAGAAGCCAAGGGCAAAAGGGGGAAUGUGGCAUCGAGCAGUGAGUCUUCCUCCGCCUUGAGGAAUGAUAAACGUGUAACUGCAGCAGAUGUCCCUGAGAUACUUUUAGUAAGGCGUGAGAUAUAAAAUAAAGUCCACCAUGAAGAAAUGUUUUUGCACGUAUAACAAAUGUCCCUUAAAUUUAACAUAGGUUCUAGUUAUAUUUGUAUUUUUACUUGUUUUUGAAUGUUUUCUGGGUAGUAAAAUUUAAAUUCUGAAAUGUGAAAAAUAAAGACACAUUAACUGAAA
This is a messenger RNA of Morone saxatilis (striped sea-bass), 998 nucleotides long. RefSeq names its product small integral membrane protein 19 (gene smim19). Lineage: Eukaryota; Metazoa; Chordata; Actinopteri; Moronidae. The transcript has 3 exons. The record is from RefSeq and is a predicted model, not a curated record. Bases 156 to 473 code for a protein of 105 amino acids.